Messenger RNA from Columba livia (rock pigeon), 847 nucleotides. Its product is annotated as SUN domain-containing protein 3-like. Gene Ontology annotation, molecular function: protein-membrane adaptor activity. Gene Ontology annotation, cellular component: meiotic nuclear membrane microtubule tethering complex; nuclear envelope. NCBI's taxonomy places the organism in Eukaryota, Metazoa, Chordata, Aves, Columbiformes, Columbidae. The transcript is spliced from 7 exons. The record is from RefSeq and is a predicted model, not a curated record. Bases 131 to 847 code for a protein of 238 amino acids.
CCUCCAUAUUGCUAUGCUGCCCAUGGGCUUGUAAUCAUUUAGGAGCAGGAUUGCCACCCACAGGCCAGGCAAGGUCUCUGCUUCUGGUCCAACAGGCAGCUCUGUUGGGUCCUUGGUUGCCUUGCUGCUGAUGGUCAUGGCUUUGUACUUUCAGCACCGUAUUGCCCCUGGGAACUGCUGGGCUUUCCAAGGAUCUCAAGGCCACGUGGUCAUCCGGUUGCCCGUAGAGGUCUGGCCAACGGCUUUCAGCGUCUGGCAUAUCUCUGAGGCAGUGUCGACUUCUGGGGAAGUCAGCGAUGCCCCAAAAGAUUUUGCCGUCUUUGGAGUGGAUGAGGCUGGGGCAGAAACUCUCCUGGGGACGUUCACCUAUGACGUGAACAAGAUGAUUGCUCAGACGUUCCAUGUGCAGAGGCAGCUUCCCAAGACCUUCCGGUACAUCAAAUUCCAGGUGGAGAGCAACUGGGGAAAUCCAGAGUACACCUGUGUGUACCGAGUACAGGUGCACGGGAAGAGAGCCGGACAGGAUGGUGACCGGCAGGUGGAGAGAGACCGGGGAAACCCAGAGUACACCUGUGUGUACCGAGUACAAGUGUAUAGGAAGAGGGAUGAGAGUGGGCUUUCUGAAGCGGAGCUGGAGUCACUGAGGAAAGCCCAGGGCUGGCUGGAGCAGAUGCGGCAACUCAAGGAGACCGAGGAUCAGGUGUCUGCUGCCAAGAGGAACAUCCUGCAGGCAGUGACUUUGGCCCUGGAAGAACACGGUGUCCAAGAGGAGAAGAGAGAGGAAAUUCUGCACUUUACCCAGACGGCAAUGGAAAAGGUGCUUGAGAACUAUCACCUGACUGGGUAA